Amphiprion ocellaris (clown anemonefish) is the source of this 1691-nucleotide messenger RNA. RefSeq names its product chromosome 4 C19orf67 homolog (gene c4h19orf67). The transcript has 7 exons. Lineage: Eukaryota; Metazoa; Chordata; Actinopteri; Pomacentridae. The record is from RefSeq and is a predicted model, not a curated record. Bases 344 to 1417 code for a protein of 357 amino acids.
GUUAACGGAUGUUACGCCUAACUAGCCAGGUGGCUAAUGUUUUGGUUAGCGCUUAUUAUUUUGGUAAUAAUCAGCUGAAAGCGGCUUGAAUAGACAUUUAAUUAAUUCGUGGAAUAAAAAAAACAACUGGCCGACUUGUAUGCACCUCGGUUUUCUUCUGUGUUAAGAAUUGGAUGUGAUGCUAGCAUCGCGAUAGGUAGCUAGCUCGCUAGCAUCAUCGUUAAUUAGCAAAGCGUUAAGAGCUGACUCGUCGUUCACAUCGCUGCGUCAAAAAUAAUUACUUAAUGUACAUUUUUAUGCAACAGGUUUCCGAACUAAUGUCAGCUUAUCUUCGGCAAAGAACAUGACUGAUAACGAAGUUCAGGUUGAGGUCCAACAGCUGGAAGAGCCACCGUCAGGGAAAGAUGCGUUUGUGGACCCAUCGAGGGAGAACAACAUGAGCGGCGAGGAGUCGGACUGCACCGAGAGUCUGCAGAGCUUCCAACAACGAGAGGUGGAGUCACUGUUGCUGUUGGCAGAUGUUGCUCUGGCGCCACCUUUUGGUGCACAUGUGUCCUGCAGGUGCCUGGAGGUCAGACGGAUGGAGGGGAGCCUCCAGUCCAUCCAGCUGCAGUUCCUGUUCCUUAAGAGCAAAGCAGAUGGCUUACAAGACUGCCUCGUCAGUGGGCAGGGUUCUCUAGAGGGAGAGGCUCUUGCUGCUGCAGUGCUAAGCCUCCUGCACACCUGCCAGCCUUACUUUAACUACGUGGAAUCCACAGCUAGGAGCACCGUGUCACAACACACCCAUCUGCCUGCUGACAUCUGCUUGACAAGGCGUGUACAGCUGUUGGACUUCUCUGAACAGCUGUGUGACAGGUUGGAGCAGCUGGUGUUGACCUUCGCCAGCUAUAAUCUUCUCUGUUUGGAUGAGACUGAGCCUAACGGUGUGUCUCACUUCUGCAUCGGCCAGUUUCAGCUCAGCCGACUGAGGAUGACCAUUUUCCGUUACUGUAAGCCGACACCGUACCUGGCCCAGGGCGACACUGGACUGUAUAAAUGCAUGCGCUGGAACGUGGAGCGACUCCGAGACAAGCAGCAGAAAGACAAAGAGCACUCAGGAGAGAGUGACGAGGAAGAGGAAGAAACAGUCGUCGAAACUGACUACUACUUCCUGUGCUACGAGGACAUUCCAAAUGCCCACGCCGACGCUGACAAGGACAACCAAAGUGUGUCUAAUGGCAGCAUGGUGAGGAUGUGGUCCAUCGGUCAGUGGGUGCAGGUGUACCCUGAUCCUGACACAGAGGAUAUCUGUGACUGGAUCUUGUGCGACGUCCCACAGGCCGACUAUGACAGACUGUUGUUUCUGGGCAGUGAUGAGCCGUCGUGCUGCAGUGCUACAGACUACCUGCAGCAGCUGCUGUCACACCUGACAGACUGACGCGAGGCCCUGCAGAAGUGUGUCUGUUGAUGGAGAUGUCAUGGAGCAUGUAGAGACUAGAGCAGUUCAACUCUCACAGGAUGUUGCAAAUCCGUGAGCUAGUGUUCAGCUGAUGUGAGAUUCUCAGGUUAAACAUCUGGUUUCAGAUUCAGGACCGGUUGAUUCAAACAGUGUCAAGUUUGUGUGUGAACCUUCAAAGAGGAGAAGGUGUGUUUUCAUAAUAUGCUGUGUUAAAAGCAAAGUUUUAUUGUCUACAAUAGUUGUGUGAAGGAUA